Molecule: messenger RNA, 1793 nt
Organism: Melopsittacus undulatus (budgerigar)
Lineage: Eukaryota; Metazoa; Chordata; Aves; Psittaciformes; Psittaculidae
Gene: ACAA2
Product: acetyl-CoA acyltransferase 2
Exons: 10
Coding region: 39-1232 (397 amino acids)
Cellular component (GO): mitochondrion
Molecular function (GO): acyltransferase activity, transferring groups other than amino-acyl groups
Source: RefSeq, a predicted model, not a curated record
GCAGACGUCGGAGUAGCGCGGAGCGUUUCGGUGCGGCCAUGGCUCUGCUGCGGGGUGUGUUCAUUGUUGCAGCAAAGAGAACUCCUUUUGGGACCUAUGGAGGUUUGCUGAAGGACUUCACAACCACUGACCUAGCAGAACAUGCUGCUCGAGCUGCACUGGCUGCUGGCAAGGUCCCUCCUGAGAUCAUCAACAGUGUCGUCGUUGGCAGUGUCAUGCAGAGCUCCGCAGAUGCAGUUUAUAUUGCAAGACAUGUUGGUCUGCGUGUGGGGAUUCCUGUCCCAGUUCCAGCCCUCACUGUCAACAGACUUUGUGGCUCUGGUUUCCAAUCCAUUGCCAAUGGAUGUCAGGAAAUUUGCCUCAAUGAAUCAGAAGUUGUUCUGUGUGGUGGAGCUGAAAAUAUGAGCCAAGCACCGUAUGCAGUUCGAAACAUUCGAUUUGGAACUAGAUUAGGAGCAGACCUCAAGCUGGAAGACACAUUGUGGGCAGCUCUAACAGAUACACACGUUAAAAUACCCAUGGCAAUUACAGCUGAAAAUCUGGCUGCAAAGUACAACAUCACACGAGAGGACUGUGACCGAUAUGCUUUCAAAACACAACAGAGAUGCAAAGCUGCUCAGGAUGCUGGUUACUUUAAUGCUGAGAUGGCACCAAUUGAAGUGAAAACCAAAAAGGGGAAAGAAAGUAUGCAAAAGGACGAGCACCCCAAACCCCAGACCACUCUGGAACAAUUGGCAAAACUCCCAACUGUCUUUAAAAAGGAUGGAACAGUCACUGCUGGGAAUGCUUCAGGGGUAUGCGAUGGAGCUGGUGCAGUCAUCAUUGCCAGUGAAUCAGCGCUUAAAAAGCACAGUCUUACUCCUCUGGCAAGAAUAGUAGCAUAUCACUCAUCUGGCUGUGAUCCUUCCAUAAUGGGCAUUGGUCCUGUACCUGCAAUUACUGAGGUUCUGAAGAAAGCAGGAUUGACCCUGAAGGACAUGGAUUUAGUCGAGGUGAAUGAGGCAUUUGCACCGCAAUACCUAGCUGUCGAAAAGGUUUUGGGCCUUGACCCUGAAAAAACCAAUGUCAAUGGAGGUGCCAUUGCGAUAGGUCAUCCUUUGGGAGCAUCAGGCUCACGGAUCACAGCUCAUCUGGUUCAUGAGUUGAGGCGUCGUGGUGGGAAAUAUGCAGUUGGGUCAGCUUGCAUUGGCGGUGGACAAGGUAUUGCUAUUAUCAUUGAGAACACAGCCUGAGAGAUUCUGGAGACUGCAGUGUUGCCUGAAUUACUAAUUCCCUGAAAAACUGCCUUUUGUGACAACAGAGCAUCACUGCCUGCCUUCACUUUGUGCCAUUCCUGCAAGGUAAAGGAAUAGCUGAGAAGUCUGAAUUCUGAACAAAAGGAUUUAUUACUGUCUUUCUAACUAAAGGAAGUGUAAUAAUUUCACACUGAUGAAGUAUUUUCUAAAACCCUCUUUUCAAUCAAAAUCAAUGUAUUUCUGUAGACAAAAUUAUUGUUUUCAUUUCCUGAGGAAAUUGUCUGUCAAACUUUCACCAAACCUGCCUUAAAAUAGCAGUCAGUGUAGCUUUUUAAGCAAAUUUUGCUUAAACUCCUCAUAGUUCAAUUGCUGCUGCUGUCUGGCACGUGUGCCUCUUUUAUCAUCAGGAAAUGUUAAAAUUUAAUUGGAGACCUGAAGUAUAUACUGAUUGUAGAUUGAUGGCUAUAACCUGUACCCUGCUGGUUUACAAGGGCAAAUAAAUGAGCGAAAGCUGAAAUUUCCAUUGUGCCUCCCAAAAGAACAAUAAACGCAAGAGGG